AUGCUAACGUAUAUUCUGUGGGAAUCUACAAAAGCAUUGCAGGUUCAGGAAGUGAAAGUUAAUGCGAAAUAUGAAGAUCUAGAUACUUGGAUGUUAAAAAAUGAUGUCCCUCAAGAAAUGAAGACAGUAGUGGUGAAAAUCAUAAAACACAAACAAGUAGUGGAAAAAAACUAUGCUGCUGGGCUUGAUGUUGAUGUGGACGUGGAUUUAGUAUUCCAUGCUAUUAUUGCGGAUGGCAACUAUUCUCUCCUACUCGAUUUCAGGAAGCAUUUCUGCCUAGAUGCCCUAAAGAAAGUAUUCAUCCUUCAAAAUCUACGUGGCUUCAAUUCACCAUAUUUAUUAUUCAAUGUUCUCCACCCAGUGAUUUACGAGGAAAAUAGCUACGUGGUUCGAGCAGGAGACCCAGAUGAUAGAAUGCUCAUCAUCACACAAGGCGUAAUUGUAUGUACAGACAGGUUUAGAGCUAAUGCUGCAACAGCAGUCUCCUCCUCAAUGAUCCCCAAGUCACGUUUCGAGAAAGGUGAAGUUUAUGGAGGACAACUUCUGACUAUAGAGGUGGACCACCCUAUUCCUAUAUCGUCUCGAGAUGUCAAAUGCCAUACAAAAGUAGAAGCCUUCGCUCUCACAAGUGAUGGGUUGAAAUCCGUAGUCGAAUGGCGGCCAGUGCAUAAAAGGUCGCGAUUGUUCGAUCAAUGGAAUAAUCCAGAACUAGUAAACAAGACAUACAGGAAGUUGACAACUACAAGAUCGGAGAAGUUAAUGCAGCAACAGAUGAAGAUGAAUCGCAAGGUAAACGAUAUAUCGAAGUGGCUGUCAAAGAAUAAUGUCCCUAAUUCUUUGAAGGCAGAAGUCAUGAAACACGCAAGGGGUAAUAACGUACUGGAAAAAGACAUAGGCGCUGAUGUGGAUCUGAUGUAUCUAUUCUCAAUUGAUCUUCCCUGGGAUCUCGAAUAUCUUUUGAAGAAGCAUCUCUGCAUGAGUACUCUUUAUAAAGUACCCGUACUUAAAGAUGUUGAUGAAGACGUGUUGCACCGCAUCUGUAUGUCUCUUGAGCCAGUGAUCCUCCCGGAGAAUAGCUGUAUUGUUAACGUAGGUGACGUAAUUCAUUCGAUGCUUAUCAUUAUAGAAGGUGAAAUUACAUCGACUAACCGGACUAGCGAAUAUGUCGUUGGGGAAGAACUACUGAGUUGGGCACUCCCCGACGAGUAUAUUUCCAAUUCCCAGCCUGCCACCUCAACCGAGUGCGUCAAGUGUUGUGCAAAAGUAGAAGCCUUUGCUCUGACAAUGGACGGUUUGGAAAGUGUACUCACCUACUAUAACGAUGGAAUCAACAAGUUUGAGCAGUUGGAGAAUAGCAGAGAUGGUUUGGCUGAUGCCAAGGGUGCAUCCACAUCCAGUACUAUUGAGCAGAAACUUGACCAGCUUAUCCAGCUCCAUGGUGACAUUCUUCAUCAGCAUCGUGAUGAAAUGGCUAAUCAGGGACGAAGAUUGGACGACAUGGCUGCGUUCUUAGCCGGAUUGGGAUAUUCAACCGUACCUCCUCCUCCUCCUGAAGCUUGA
Rosa rugosa (rugosa rose) is the source of this 1560-nucleotide messenger RNA. RefSeq lists its product as uncharacterized. The record is from RefSeq and is a predicted model, not a curated record. Lineage: Eukaryota; Viridiplantae; Streptophyta; Magnoliopsida; Rosales; Rosaceae. Bases 1 to 1560 code for a protein of 519 amino acids. The transcript has 5 exons.